This is a messenger RNA of Oryzias latipes (Japanese medaka), 1356 nucleotides long. RefSeq names its product TDP-glucose 4,6-dehydratase (gene tgds). Gene Ontology annotation, molecular function: dTDP-glucose 4,6-dehydratase activity. Gene Ontology annotation, biological process: nucleotide-sugar metabolic process. Lineage: Eukaryota; Metazoa; Chordata; Actinopteri; Beloniformes; Adrianichthyidae. The record is from RefSeq and is a predicted model, not a curated record.
AACGUGUCCACAACACUGCCGUAAAGCGGCCUGAACUGUCGUUCGACCGGGCAGACUUUUGGAUCCGGGAACCGUUUUUCUGCGGUCCAUUCCCCGACGGCGGAGCUGCUCAGGCCGUGACUGCAGCGGCAUGGGGGCCUUUGAACGGACCGUUCUGGUAACGGGGGGCUCCGGGUUCAUCGGCUCUCACCUGGUCUGCUCUCUGGUGUGUGAACAUCCAGACUGGAGGAUCAUCAACCUGGACCAGCUGGAUUCCUGCUGCAGCCCCCGGAGCCUGCGCAGCGUGGAGGACAGGAGGAACUACACCUUUGUCCAGGGAGACGUGUGCGACCCCUCCCUGCUGGACCGCCUCUUCAGCGCCCACCGCAUCGACGUAGUCUUUCACCUGGCGGCCAGAACGCACGUGGAGGCCUCCUUCCAGAACCCGGCCAGCUUCCAGCGGGUCAACGUGGAGGGAACCAGAACCUUACUGAGGGCCGCCCAGAUGGCCCAACACCGGCCACAGCGGUUCCUGUACAUCAGCACGGAUGAGGUGUACGGAGCCGGCGCCGACCGGGCGUUUGAUGAGCGCAGUCCGCUGAGGCCCGCCAACCCGUACGCCGUCAGUAAGGCGGCUGCAGAGAACCUGGUCAGGUUCUACUGGGACCGGUACCAGCUGCCCGUCAUCAUAACCAGGAGCAACAACAUCUACGGCCCCCGGCAGCACAGCGAGAAGGUCAUUCCCAGGUUCCUCAGCCUCCUCCAGCAGAACAACAAAUGCACCAUUCAGGGAACCGCCCCCAAAUCGCGCCACUUCCUGUUUGUGAGCGACGCCAUCGCCGCCUUCCUGCUGCUGCUGGAGAAAGGAGCCGUGGGCGAGGUCUACAACGUGGGUUCUAGCUGGGAGGUUCCCAUCCUGGGGCUGGCUCAGCAGCUGGUGAAAACGGUCAGGAACGUUCCGGACUCUGAGGUGGGCGAGUGGCUGGAGUUUGUGCCGGACAGGCCUCAGGUGGAGCUCCGGUACCCGAUCAGCAGUGAGAAGCUGCGGCGUCUGGGCUGGGGGGCGCAGGUGUCCUGGGCUGAGGGCAUCAGGCGGACAGUCCAGUGGUACCAGGACAACCCGGACUUCUGGGCAGACCAGCCGACGCAGGCCCCCCCCUCCUGAGGGCGCGGGUCCUCCUGCAGACUGACGUGGAGAACCGGUUCCUGUUGGACCAGAGGAUGAAACCGAACCGCCGCCGUUCGUCAGAAACCUUUUCAACAUUUGAAAUCCAGCUUCACUUCUGUGAAGUCAGCUGCCCCCCCCUCCAGAGUUUACAUCAUGAACAUUUUAUUUCUGAAGUUUUAGGCCGUCAAUAAAAGUCUGACUCCUCCAAA